Messenger RNA from Bactrocera tryoni, 1692 nucleotides. RefSeq names its product probable cytochrome P450 303a1 (gene Cyp303a1). Lineage: Eukaryota; Metazoa; Arthropoda; Insecta; Diptera; Tephritidae. The transcript has a single exon. The record is from RefSeq and is a predicted model, not a curated record. The coding region runs from base 155 to 1660 and encodes 501 amino acids. Gene Ontology annotation, molecular function: heme binding; monooxygenase activity; oxidoreductase activity, acting on paired donors, with incorporation or reduction of molecular oxygen.
UUGGUUUGUAGCGACGCCGCGAAGUGAAAUCCACAAACGAACUGUUGUAAAAAAGUGAAAGCUGUUUGUGAUUUCUUUGCCCGGAAGUGCAAAGCCAAAGCGGAAAAAUAUAAAUAAUUAAGCAUCAGAGUUUGCGCGCUCUUGAAAACGUUUAAUGUUUUAUACCGUUAUAUUUUUUAGCGUACUCGUUUUACUCUUUCUUCUGUGGGAUGUUAAGAAACCCCCAAAGUUUCCACCUGGACCAAAAUGGUAUCCAAUUGUCGGUUGCGCCCUGCAGAUCUCCGAAUUAAGAUUAAAAUGUGGAAUGUUUUGCAAAGUUGUUGACGAAUUAGCCAAGUACUAUAUAAAUCCGUAUGGAUUAUAUGGUCUAAAGAUCGGCAGGGACAAAGUUGUGAUUGCAUAUUAUAGUGAUACCAUAAACGAGAUGAUGACUAACGAGGAUCUAGAUGGCAAACCCGAUGGUAUAUUCUAUAGAAUGAGAACAUUUAAUUCGAAGAAAGGCAUAUUGGUGACGGACGAGGACUUAUGGGUGGAUCAACGUCGUUUCAUAUUGCGACAUCUUAAAGACUUCGGUUUUUCGCGUGCUGGAAUGGUGAAUAUUAUUCAACAUGAAGCCUCGUUUUUGUUGGAAGAAUUGAGGGAAAUCGUUAGCGAACAGGGUGGUAAACAAGCCGAAGUCUCCAUGCAUGAUUUGUUCAAAGUGAAUGUAUUAAAUACACUGUGGUCCAUGAUGGCUAGUAAACGCUACGACCGCAAAAGUGAAGAAAUAACCGAUCUACUGACCAUGUUUUUUGAACUAUUUCAAAACGUGGACAUGGUAGGGGCGCUGUUCAGUCAUUUCCCAUUUAUUAGGUUUAUCGCACCAAAUUAUUCGGGCUACAAUGCAUUCGUAGAAAGCCAUCAACGGAUUUAUACAUUUUUACGUAGAGAAGUUGAAAAUCACCGCAAAACAUACGGAAACUAUGACAUGCCUCGCGAUUUGAUGGACAGUUAUUUGCGUGAAUUCGACAAUCCCAAACGAGGCGAAUUUUUCAGUGAAGAGCAACUACUAGCUGUGUGCCUUGAUAUGUUCUUAGCCGGCUCGGAAACCACCAACAAAAGUUUGGGUUUCGCCUUUUUACAUAUGGUCCGCAAUCCAGAAAUACAAGAAAAGGCUUUUGCAGAAAUAAAGGAAAUAAUUGGCGUUGAUCGUUUACCGGAAUGGGGUGAUCGAGCAAAAUUACCAUAUUGUGAAUCUAUCGUUUUGGAAGCUGUACGUAUGUUUAUGGGUAAUACCUUUGGUAUCCCUCAUCGAGCACUGCGUGACACACGACUGAGCGGCUUCACUAUUCCGAAGGAUACUAUGGUAAUCGCUUGUUUUCGAGGUAUGCUGAUGAAUUCGCAUGAUUUCCCUAACCCAAGUAAGUUUGACCCAGAACGUUAUUUAAUGGAUGGUAAAUUAAAAAUCCCGGAGGCCUACAAUCCUUUUGGAUUCGGACGACACCGUUGCAUGGGUGACAUACUGGGUAGGCAGAACCUGUUUGUGUUCAUAACGACGGUCCUUCAACACUUUCGCUUUCUGCCACUACAGGGAGAAAUGCCUGAUGAUGAGCCCUUAGAUGGGGCAACAGCUGCAGUGAAACCCUUUAGAGCUUAUAUUGUCCCUAGACAACAUGACUAAAACUAUGUUAACACCCUUUACAUAUACAUAUG